Drosophila eugracilis is the source of this 8435-nucleotide messenger RNA. RefSeq lists its product as uncharacterized. Gene Ontology annotation, biological process: proteolysis. The coding region runs from base 1105 to 5295 and encodes 1396 amino acids. NCBI's taxonomy places the organism in Eukaryota, Metazoa, Arthropoda, Insecta, Diptera, Drosophilidae. The transcript is spliced from 14 exons. Gene Ontology annotation, molecular function: serine-type endopeptidase activity; protein binding. The record is from RefSeq and is a predicted model, not a curated record. Gene Ontology annotation, cellular component: membrane.
GUUGACUGACGUCGUGGCCAACAGCACGUGCUAACCGAGGUGGCGCGUGCAGCAAAAAACACCAGCAGCAGUACCAGCUGUGGUGGCCAGCAACAACAAAAACAACAACAGAGCAGCCAUUGCAAAAACAACACAUACAAUACACACACACACACAGCUAUACUAUCGCAACAACAAAGGCUUUGGGCUAGGCAAAGAGAAGAAGGAGGAAAGAAGUGGUGGGGAAGGAGAGUGCGAGGAGUGAAUCUAAUUUGAGUGAAAUUUAAACGAACGGAGAAGAGGAAGCAGCAAAACAAUACAUCAAUGCAGGCUAACUGUUUAAGUGUGUGAAAGAGUGCAAGAGCAAGAAAGGCGGACCCGAGUGAUUGAGUGUGAGAAUGCGACAAUAAAUUAGCUGUAAUUUGCACCUUGUUAUUUGCACCUGAAUCGAAAGUGGUUUAUACAUUGUAUAUUUUUGUUAUAAUAAUAAUAAGAAUAAUAAUAAUACCCGAGUGGAGACCAGACCAACCAGCAAGUAAUCAAAGUUAAUUUACCAACACAUGAAAAGUAAACGUAAAUUCUAUUUACGCAAAUAACACUCAACAAGGGGGCAAACAAGAAAAAGAAGAGCAGGCGGAUAAGUAGGCAACAGAAGAAUUAGAAGAAGCAGCAGCCGCAAAAAGCAGCGCAAACAGGAUACUUAAAAUAUCAAGGCAAAUACACACAAUCACACACACAUACACACACCUAUACCCAGAGGAGGUUCAUAUUUUUGGCCAACAAAGAAGAAAAAACCACCGCACGAAAUAAAUAUAAAAUAAACCCAACAACGCUGAGGUGUAUGGCCCAAAGGCAAGGCAAACAAACAGGGACGAAAAAAGAAGGAAAAGUGAAACAGAAACAGAAAGAUGCCAAAAUGCUGGACAGAGAUUGAUGCUGGCUGCCGACGAACAGCCUCUACAACAACAACAGUAAACAACAACUUCAAUACAAUAAUAAGGCCAAGAAAAGCGACAAACAACAACAACAAAGACAACGACAUCAGCAGUGACAACCGCCAAAUGUGAACAGACAAGCGACAGCAAUUGAUAUAUAUUGAAUUCGCCAUAUCGCAUCGAUUAAGUCAUGAACGCACUCGAUAUGAAUAAACAAUUUCUGAGCGUCUCCCAGGACCAUCAGCAUCAGACCUCGGUGGCAGACCAGCGGAGUCGCUCAAGAUCGGAGCGUGCCUCUAGCCUGGCCCUGCCCCUUAACUCCCUGCUGGACUUCUACGACAAGCAGCAGGAGCAGUGCAAGUCGGUCACCCUGCUGCCCUUGCCCAGCAACAGCAGCAACAUCAGUGACAGCAGCAACACAUCCAGCAGCAACAGCAUCGUGCGGCGACACUCCUCCCACUACUAUCCCAUGCUCGAGGACAAGCAGAAGCCGUCGCAGCUGCCACAAGCAGCCACCGAAAUGCUUGUAAACAUGACGGAGCAGAAAUAUGGCCAGUCAGCGCAUCAGGGGGCCGUCUCGGGAGGCAGGCAGUUCCACCAGCAGCAGCAGCAGCACUUGGUGCGGGUGGAUACCCCGGUGACGCCACCGCCUCCCAUUCCACGACGCCUCCUGCGUGGAAAGUCCGCCUGGCAGGCGUCGAGUCCCAACCCACUUCCACUUUCGGCUGGCGGACAGGAAGGCGCCCACGGCACGGGCACGGUGUUUGUUUAUCCGCAGCCAACAAACGUGACCGCAGAGGCAGUGGCUCGGGGAUCAGGCGAUGGGCAGGGCGGAGGAGGUGGUCUGCAAUCAGCGCUGCUUGUUGACAUAGCCACACGUCCGGCGUCCGGAUAUGCGGAUGCCGAUGGGAUUUCCGAUGACGACCGCAUGAGUCUGGAGAACUCCGUGUUCGACGAGUCGCUAACCUCCACGCCCGUCAAGGUCGCCGGCUAUCUGGCCGGACGCUACUCCGGCUUGAGCCACAUGGCGAAGCGGGCCCAACGCUCCUCCAGCAGCACCGUGGACUCCGCCUACGGCUCAUCGCUGGGCGGGCACAGUGAACGUUUUGCCAGCAGUUCGACUAGCGUGGACUUUCGCAGUCGCUUCUCCUCGGUGGACACCCAGUCCUCCCUCGAUGAGAAACCGCUUUCCAGCUCGAUUGACUCACCUUUGGCCAGGGACACCAGGGAUGCGUACAGGGAGCGUACCAUGCUCAACGAUGCCAUGCACAAGUUGAACAACAAUAACACCAGCCUGGGCUUGGCCCUCUACCCGGCCAGUAAUAACAACAACAGCAGUAUCAGCAGCAGCGGAGGAGCUGAUGGCACUAAGUUACCAGUGGUUCCUGCUCGCAAGCAGCCCCCACCUCCGAAGGGGAGUGGCAACAGCAAAGACUCAAUCAGCGACACCCAGUCACAGAGCUCCAAGGAACCCAGCAGCGUCUCGGCCUCGGCCUCCACUUCGUCCGCCGCGUCUGCAGGAUCUAGCACGAUCUCCAGCGGCACCAUGUCAUCCAUGUCUGGGCCAAGCUUAGCCGUUGCCCCGGUUACUGACUCUAAUAACAAACGUCCAGGGCCUCCAGAGCCACCUAUACGACAGGCUAAUGUCUUUGAUCAGAUGGAGUCAGGUUCACGGGGUCAUCCGCCGCCACCAUUGACUGUGAGAAAUAAGUUGGCUCGCAAUAAGCCUCCACCAAUCACAUAUCCUCGGAUGCAGCAACGUCAGGAUUCCACUCUGUCCAGCGAUAGCUACUCAAUUAGCUCUAGUCCGGGCUACAACUCUAAGCUGAUGGAAGCCCCAUUGCUGGGAUCUCAGCAGGUGGGCCGCAAAACUAAUGCUCCUGGCUCAGCCCAGCGACAGACUCCUCUCAUGGAUUUGGCCCCAACACGCUUUUUGAGCGGCGGCGGAGGAAGUGGAAGUGGCAAGCAGCCGCCAGCAGUGCCACCGCCCAGGGGGAAAAUCAACUUCCGUCAGGACUCUACCAUCUCCAGCGACAGUUUCAGUCAGACGUCCAGCCCAGGCUACAAUCCCAAGCUCAUGGAAGCGCCGCUGCUACCUUCAUUGUCCGCCAAGCGACUCUGCAGUGCACCAGCUCCGAUUGUAUGCCGGCAGGGAGUGCAGCACGAGCCCAUCGAGGAGUUGGAACCACCACAGACGAUAUCGCCGCUCCAUAAGACAGCUGGUCCGCCGAGCAGCCUGCAGACCAUCGUGCGCUUCCAGAAUGGAGCUCCGCACACCAUGUCCUUGCAGCAUCAGAUUAUCAACCGGCGCAAGAGCUCCAAUCCGUACAUCACCAACGGCCGCUUGAAGUUCCGUCUGUUCCAGAUCCUAAUCAACGCCUUUGCCCUGCUGGCCAUCGCCGGGGGUCUGGCUGCCUACUUUAAUGCCUAUCCCACUAUUAAGUUCGUGAACAAGACCAUCAUCAACACGAUCCAUGUGGAGGACACCACAAGUUUCGGCAAGAAUCCAGCCCCGGGCACUUGCCUGCCCAUCAUUGUGCGCUUUUGCCAGGGUCCCCAGAUCCCCUACAACUACACCGUGUUCCCCAACUAUAUCGGUCACUUUGGACAGCUGGAGACGCAGACGGACUUGGACUCCUAUGAGGCUCUCGUGGAUGUCAGAUGUUACGAGCUGGUGUCCCUCUUUCUCUGCACUCUUUUUGUGCCCAAGUGCGGGCAAAGUGGCGCCACUGUGCCUCCUUGUAAGACCCUUUGCACGGAGACUAUGCGCCGUUGUGGCUUCUUUUUCGACGUGUUUGGACUGAGUCUGCCCGAGUACCUGAACUGCAAGCUCUUCAAGGACUUUCCAAGUUCCGAGGACUGCGUGGGAGUGGAUGAGGUCCGUGAGGUUAUGAAAGCCGCCACGCAUCCCAAGUGCGAUGGUUUCCAGUGCGAUCAGAAUCGUUGUCUGCCGCAGGAGUACGUGUGCGAUGGACAUCUGGACUGCAUGGAUCAAGCGGACGAGGCCAGGUGCGAAAGAUGUGGUCCGGACGAGAUCUACUGCGGCGACAGCCAGUGCAUCGGUACCAAGCACAUAUGCGAUGGGAUCAUUGACUGUCCUUACGGCCAGGAUGAGCGAAAUUGCUUGAGGCUGAGUGAGCGGAAUGGCGAUGUGGGCACUGGUGUUCUUGAGGUCUAUCGCAUAGGUCAGAGGCAGUGGAUGCCCGCUUGUGUAAAGAACUGGGAUCGGGCAGUCUCACCCAGUGCCGUGUGCUCCAUUCUGGGCUACUCGGCCGUGAAUGCUACCAGUGUCCUGACCCAACGGACUCAUCGCCCGCUGCUAGCCUCAGUGAAUGUGUCCACCGACAUAUGGAAGAUGUACGCGAAGAGAAAGUCCACCUUGAUGCAAGAGUUUGCGAACUGCAAGAAGUCGGAGGAUUAUCCAAUGGCAGAACUUACAUGCUCCAAUUAUGAGUGCGGACGAGUUAAGCGGGGCAGGCAUAAACCGUCGAGGCGCAUCAUAGGAGGAACCCAAGCUAGUCCCGGCAACUGGCCAUUCCUGGCUGCCAUUUUGGGUGGGCCAGAGAAGAUCUUCUAUUGCGCUGGAGUCCUGAUAUCUGAUCAAUGGGUGCUCACAGCCUCUCACUGCGUUGGAAACUAUAGCGUGAUAGACAUGGAGGACUGGACUAUUCAGCUGGGAGUGACGCGUCGCAACUCCUUCACCUACUCGGGUCAAAAGGUUAAAGUUAAGGCUGUCAUUCCACAUCCGCAGUACAACAUGGCUAUUGCCCACGACAAUGACAUAGCCCUCUUUCAGCUGGCCACGCGCGUUGCCUUCCAUGAGCACCUGUUACCUGUAUGCUUGCCGCCACCGAGUGUGAGAAAUCUACAUCCUGGCACCCUGUGCACCGUCAUCGGCUGGGGCAAGCGGGAGGACAAGGAUCCCAAGUCCACGUACGAGUUUAUAGUAAACGAAGUCCAGGUGCCCAUCAUCACGCGUAACCAAUGCGACGAGUGGCUGGACAACUUGACAGUGUCAGAGGGAAUGGUCUGUGCCGGAUUCGAUGACGGAGGCAAGGAUGCCUGUCAGGGCGACUCGGGUGGUCCACUGCUGUGUCCGUACCCGGGGGAAAAAGAUCGCUGGUUUGUUGGCGGCAUCGUGUCCUGGGGCAUUAUGUGUGCGCAUCCCCGGCUGCCGGGUGUCUAUGCAAACGUGGUGCAGUAUGUACCCUGGAUACAAGAGCAGAUCGCGAAACACUCCCGUCCCAUCAACGAGGAUCGGGUUAACAAGUACGACCUGCAUCCAGGUGGACCCGAUAUCUUGUCCAAAAUAGCCACAGACCCGAUGCGUGAGGGUAAGCCCCACCAUUAUACACACUCCAGGUCGUCGUCCAAAAACUAAUUCUGAGAAUUCUCGAUGAGAGCCAGAGUCAAGUUACACUGGAACAGAGCAUAUCCAUAUCCACGAAACGAUUGCACAAAGUACUCAAAAACAAACAGAACCGAUGGAUCCUGUAGGAUGCAUACAUAUAUUUUGCUACUAAACUUAGGGUAUUAGCCAGCCGGCUAAAACCGAAUUGGGCAACAUAAUCAUGUGUCAAUUUGCCGAAUUUAUUUGUCAAUUUUUUUACCAAGAGAUUUUUAUGAACCUAAAACCCAAGGAAAUUAAUAACCCAGACAAGCGGAAAAAUUACCCCGAAAAUGGGUGCAACUAUAUGUCAAUACAUAUUGCAAACGCGAUUUAUAUAUUUACACUUAAAAAGAAAGUAACCGUCAUUGUACCCGAUAUCUAACCAAUUGAUAAUUGUGUCUAAAUACCCCGAAACCCGGACAAUAAUUCAAUUUUGUAGCUGAAUUUUGUGUUGAAAGGUUCCGGCUAGGACUAAACCUAUAUUAUACUAAGUAUUACUCCGCAGGAAAAACCUAUGAUUAAUGAAAAUGAAUUCAGAAAAAUAUUGUGAAGUAUAAAUAGUAGAAUCACAGCUAUUGAGUGUUGACAAUUAAAACAGGAAAUAAGCGAAUCAAAUGUAGAAAAUGUGUAACUAUAACUAAACCAAAGAAAACAAGGAAAAAUUGCUGAUCUUGGGCAUUUGAAGGACGUAGCAGUAAGCUCUUCUCCAAACAUGCUGUCUUACAACAGAGAAUCUAUCGAACAAUAAGAAAGUGCAGUUGACAAUAAUGAGAAAUGCACAAUAAGCAACAAAUACAAAUAAAUGCAUCUAGCUAUAAGUCAUGAAAAUAAUAUGUAACUACAAUGCGUGGGUUUCAGCUUUAAAGAACACUAAAUGGAGGGUAUAAGGAAUAAUGACAGAUGUCAGACAGGAUUAGAUGGAAUAUACUUAUACACAUAGCAUACUGUUUAUGCGGUAAACUACAGAAGGUAUACACGCUUCGGUAGUGGAUAUGUCAAUGUAACUUAAUAUUUAGAACUAUUUACACGCCAACGCAACUCGUUUGUCACGUCCCGCUCCCUAUUCCCUGAACCCACUUAGACUGGCUGCUUUAGUAGAAGCUCAAGAUAACGCCCUGAUUUCUAUCCCCAUUUCCCCCAUUUAUCUAUAACCCGGGUGUGCCAUUCAGACUUUGUAGGCGCAACUACUUUGCAGAGGAAUCGCACGAAUAUAAAUGUAUAAUACGCGUAACUAAAGACUCAAAAUUGGUUGUUUCAACACACAAAAUACACAGACACACACUUGAGCUUCGCGACGUGUACAGCUUUGAUAUUGUUUUCGGGUCGAAACGGAACCGGAAGCGGAAGCGGAAGCUAAAGAUAGACCGGUAUUGUCUGGACCUCGAUGUUUUUUACUUAUCGUUUCUAGCUAAAAACCUGUUGAAAUGCUUUAGACAAGAGAUUGCAAAUUGUAUAACCGAUCACUAGAUACUAGAUCUAGUUGGACAUAUUAUGCCUACCUAUAUAUAUAUGCAUGUUUUGUACAAUCAGUUUACAAGUGGAAAGUAUUAUUAGUCUUAACGGGGGGUUAAAUGAAGCGCAUAUUACACAAGGCACACGAUGUUUUAAGAGGAACAUUAACACGAAAACCAAUAUGUAACUGAAAUAUAUACAAGAAAUAUACAUAUAACGGAUACAUAUAUUCUAUAUAUAUAUUGUAGUGGUAGCUAUUAAGCAGAUGUGAUGGUGUCUAAAUUUAUACAUGCAUAUUAUCAAGCAAAAAGUGGAUGACGGAAAGCUUAGAUUAUACUCGAGACAAAUCCGUGGGCUGUUGUAGAUCGAGCAUACUAACUAUAAUGACACACUACAGCGGACAGAUCCUGGACAAUACAUACUUAUAAAGACAUACCCAUAUCAUAGAAAUUAUGCUUACUUUGAUAUUGUGCACUGCAUGAACAUAGAUAUAUCGGGUGUGUUUCUGAAAUAAAAUAGGUGUCUAAAAUCAGGAAAUAAAAGAUUCUAAGCAUCAGAAGCAUCAAAUCACUUGAUAGUUCAGGAACACCUCGGUUAGAUAAGGUUUGUGUUUGAACUCAGGCGAGACUCCUUAGCUGUUGCCUUGGACAGUAAGCCACUCUUUCACCCUUUCAGUUUUCUGGGGUUCACUCUCCUUGUGCAUUUACGAUCAGACGGAUCAUGGCGAGCUAUUUUUAUACACCCCAUGCUCCAGGCUACUAUCAAAACGCUUAGCUUUAUGUACAUUUAGUCUAAAUCGAACACAACCCAUAUAUUAUACAUAUUGUAGAUGUAAAAAUGCUUAGCAUUGGCGAGUGGAGUGAGUGAAAUAAUUUACAUGUGGCAUGUUUUGCAGAAUAGAUAAUUACUAAGUAUAAUAUGCAUACAAUCAACUCGCAAACUAAAAAUCGCACAAGACCCAUAUCCUAGUUGAAUUUCUGCGCUUAAUGUGGGGACUGCCCCGAAAAAAGGAUUCGAUUCAGUUCCGCAUGCUCCAUGUGCUUGAGAGGACACCACAUAAACACAAGCCCCUAAAAAUGAAACCAAAGAAACCAACAAAUUGUAGCGAAACGUUAUGUGUAAAAUGUAGCAAAAUCCAAAAACCAGAAGCUGAUUAACAAACUAGUUGAAUUUACAUGUGUCGCGAAAAUAAUGAAGCAUAGUCUAUAUGUACUCACGUAUCAGAAUAUUAUAUGUAAAUGUUUAAAGAUGAUCAUUUGAUGAGAAGCACUUGUUAUUUAUGCACAGACGGAACUUUGUGAAGAAUUUACAAGAACAAACUUGACAAUAAAAGACAAAACUGAAUUUUUUCCUGUGAGCUAGACAAGCGCAUCGGAGGCAUUGAGAAUUUAUGAAAAGUUUUACAUUCAGAUUUUGAAGUUUUGACGCGAAUCAGAGAAUAUUGUUGAACAUUUAUUUUGAAAAACAAACAAUGAAAGAAUAACCACGACAAUAAGGCAGACAUUUGGCCAAUGUCCGACAAUAACUGGGAAAGUGCAGUAUCCCAAAUGUAACUACAUAAACUACACGCAGACACGUAUAACCAACUAAAUGCUAAAAGCAACAUGUCAUACAAUACAUGAUAUAUACUUACACACAUAUAUUAUAUAAAUGUUGGAAAAUAAAUGUAUAAAACCAUA